Messenger RNA from Solanum stenotomum, 1484 nucleotides. Its product is annotated as probable serine/threonine-protein kinase PBL25. Gene Ontology annotation, biological process: protein phosphorylation. Lineage: Eukaryota; Viridiplantae; Streptophyta; Magnoliopsida; Solanales; Solanaceae. The record is from RefSeq and is a predicted model, not a curated record. Gene Ontology annotation, molecular function: protein kinase activity; ATP binding. The transcript has 5 exons. Bases 29 to 1363 code for a protein of 444 amino acids.
GAUAUUUAGAAAUUAAAAAAAAGAAAACAUGGGUUGUUUUUCAUGUUUUUCAUCACAAGAAAAGAAGGCAUUCAAAAGAAUACAUAGCAAAAGCAAAGAAACAUCUGAUGUUGUUCGUCAAAGAGAAACUCUCUUGCAUCAACAACAACGUCCACAUUCAUUAUCGAGGCCAAAGCCACAGCAGGACCAGAGUUCUCAUUCACAACCUCUAUCUGAAAAUACUAGAAAGGUGCCAGCAGAAACCACACACCAAAAGUCUUCUAACAAAGGCGAAAGCCAGAACAUUGCAGCUCAAACAUUCACCUUCAGGGAACUGGCAACAGCUACGAAGAACUUCCGAUCAGAAUGUCUGAUAGGAGAAGGUGGAUUUGGACGUGUUUACAAGGGACACCUUAACAAAACUGGCCCGACUGUAGCAGUGAAACAGCUUGACCGCAAUGGAUUGCAAGGAAACCGAGAAUUUCUUGUGGAGGUGUUGAUGUUGAGCCUUCUGCACCAUUCAAAUCUUGUAAAUCUAAUUGGCUAUUGUGCUGACGGAGACCAAAGACUUCUUGUUUAUGAGUACAUGUCAUUGGGAUCAUUGGAGGAUCAUCUGCUUGAUCUUGAACGAGAUAAACUUCCACUAGAUUGGUUCACAAGGAUGAAAAUAGCAUUACAUGCUGCAAAAGGACUCGAAUAUUUACAUCAUAGAGCCAAUCCACCAGUCAUUUACCGUGACUUGAAGUCCUCCAACAUCUUGCUGGAUAAGGAACAUAAUGCAAAACUGUCAGACUUCGGGUUAGCCAAGGUUGGACCUACAGGGGAAAACACCCAUGUAUCAUCAAGAGUCAUGGGAACUUACGGUUAUUGUGCUCCUGAGUACCAACAAACUGGCAAGCUGACUAUCAAGUCUGAUGUCUAUAGCUUUGGUGUAGUUUUAUUGGAGCUAAUUACGGGUAGGAGAGCAGUUGAUAUCACAAGAUUUGGGCAUCAGCAGAACUUAGUUACCUGGGCUGAACCCAUAUUCAAAGACACAAAGAGACACAUUGAACUGGCUGAUCCACUUCUCGGAGCAAAUUUCCCAAGGAAAAAUUUCAGUCAAGCUGUUGCUAUUGCUUCUAUGUGUCUGCAAGAUGAUCCAGUAGUACGUCCUCUGAUUAGUGAUGUGGUCACUGCACUCAGUACCCUUUCAGUACCUGAAACAGAAUUGGUUUCACCAUUCGCUUCUCCAACUCAAGCACCACCCCCAAUGCAUAUGUCAACUGAAGACAACACAAUAUCUACAAGAGAGUGCCAAGAAGAACUCGCAGAAGCCAUAGAAUGGGGUUCAAAUUCAAGAAAACAGAAUGCAAGAUCACUAGCAUCUUGCAGUUCUUCAGUGUGACAUCCACAUUUCGGUUAGUCACUCCAUAACAGAAUUAGGUAAACAAAGAUGAUCAUGUUGCUUCAGCCCUCCAGAGAUAUUGUUAAGUGAUGGAGGAGUGAUCAUCUAGUACUACCACUGU